Capra hircus (goat) is the source of this 1422-nucleotide messenger RNA. It is a transcript of the gene CA6, whose product is annotated as carbonic anhydrase 6. Lineage: Eukaryota; Metazoa; Chordata; Mammalia; Artiodactyla; Bovidae. Bases 149 to 1123 code for a protein of 324 amino acids. The transcript has 9 exons. Gene Ontology annotation, molecular function: zinc ion binding; carbonate dehydratase activity. The record is from RefSeq and is a predicted model, not a curated record.
AGUCCUGGCCCAACUGUCUUUCAAGGAGCUGAAGAGAUACCCAGCAGGAGAGGCUAAUGGGACUUCCAACUCCAUCAGGUCCUACGUUUCUGAGCUUUUAAAAGAGGAGCCUCCGCAGCAUCGGCCCUGACUCCAGACCUGCCGCAACAUGAUGCCCCUGAUCACCCUGCUAUCCCUGCUCGUGCUGGGAGCCCAGGCCGGGCAUGGGGUCGAGUGGACCUAUUCAGAGGGUGUGCUGGACGAAGCACACUGGCCGCUGGAGUACCCGAAAUGUGGGGGGAGAAGACAGUCGCCCAUUGACCUGCAGAUGAAGAAAGUUCAGUACAACCCUUCUCUGAGGGCUCUGAACCUCACAGGCUACGGACUCUGGCACGGGGAGUUCCCCAUGACCAACAAUGGCCACACGGUACAGAUCAGCCUGCCAUCCACCAUGAGCAUGACGACAUCUGAUGGCACGCAGUACUUAGCCAAGCAGAUGCACUUCCACUGGGGCGGAGCGUCCUCGGAGAUCAGCGGCUCUGAGCACACUGUGGAUGGGAUGCGAUACGUAAUUGAGAUUCACGUCGUCCACUACAAUUCUAAAUACAACAGCUAUGAGGAAGCCCAGCAAGAGCCAGAUGGUUUGGCUGUGCUGGCGGCCCUGGUUGAGGUAAAGGAUUAUACUGAAAAUGCUUACUACAGCAAAUUCAUUUCUCACUUGGAAGACAUCCGGUAUGCAGGACAAAGCACAGUUCUGAGAGGCCUUGACAUUGAGGACAUGCUACCUGGGGACCUCCGCUACUACUACAGCUACUUGGGGUCACUCACCACUCCUCCCUGUACAGAAAACGUCCACUGGUUUGUGGUAGCAGAUACUGUCAAGCUCUCCAAGACACAGGUUGAGAAGCUAGAGAAUUCCUUACUGAAUCACCAGAACAAGACCAUCCAAAACGAUUACCGCAGGACUCAGCCCCUGAACCACAGAGUGGUGGAAGCCAACUUCAUGUCUCGCCCUCAUCAGGAAUACACUUUAGCCUCCAAACUCCACUUUUAUCUAAACAAUAUUGACCAAACCCUUGAGUACCUGAGAAGAUUUAUUGAACAGAAGAUAACAAAGAGAAAGAAACAAGAGAAUUGGCCUUGAAGAGUGAGCCCUGCCUUCUGUCCAAGAAGCCCUGGGUGACCAGAUCAUACCGUUUCUACCGAGGCAGCUACUUAAUUUACGAUUAAAACAGGAGAAACCGUCAUCCAUGAACGGAAAUGAGAUGGCUUAAAUGCAUGAGAAGGGUUUGAGCGAGAUGAUACCAAUGGGAAUUGACUGGAAAAGAAAUUUAACUACCCUCCUAUCGAAUCAUGUACAUUGAUUUGUCUUAAUUAGAAAUCAGCCUGAAAUCCUAAUAGCAUUUAGAUGAAAUAAAAUAACUUUGAAAAUUUGAUAUUUAA